AUGAAUGGCCUGGUCUUACCCAAUGGAGAAUCCCUCCCAACAACAGUGGACGGAGUAACCUCUGCUUGGUGCUCCAAAAUUCUCAACGCGCCAGUGGAAAAGUCGACUAUUAUCAGCGUUCGUCAUGGCUCAUCCUCCACACUGGUCGUCAAUCUGGAAUAUGCCCCUGCCGCCAAUAAGACAAGUCUCCCUCAGCGUAUUUUCUUUAAGGGAGGCUUCAAUCCAGAACUUAUUGCCAUCGCACCAUCCCUCUUGGAUACAUACCGUCGCGAGGCUGAAUUCUAUCACUACAUCUCGCCAAAAUUGAUAUCAUCUGGCAUGAACCUCCCGAAGACAUGGUACUCGGGAAUUGACAGUUCAAGCGGGCAAGGAAUUGUCGUCCUUGAGGACCUGACAACACAGGGUUGCUCAUUUGGCACGCCUAGUGAGCCCUGGCCCGUGGACCGAGUCAUACGCGGUGUCGAGCAGCUUGCUAUUUUGCAUGCUAAGACUUGGAACUGUACCCAGGAUCCAGAAUACAAGUGGAUGAACACCAACAACGGAGGCUUACGCGGUAUCAUCCUCGAGUUGACAAAACCUGGACCUUUCAACGCCGUAGUGGCCAAAAACCUCGAGAUUCUCGGCCCCGAUUUCGAUAAAACAAUCCUGCUGGAUAGCAGCCGCAUCGUCACUGCUUUCGAGAAAUUAUGGGAGUCUGAUACAUCGGGAGAGCUUGACUGUUUCAUACACGGGGACCCUCAUAUCGACAACACGUAUAUGACAGCUUCUGGCGAGCCGGGCUUCCUCGACUGGCAGGCUGCUUCUACCGGCAACUGCUUCCACGAUGUGUCUUAUUUCGUCACAAGCGCUCUGGCCGUGGAAGACAGGAGAGCUAGUGAGGAACGAAUUGUUAGGCGCUAUCUGGAAACGCUGAAAAGUCUCGGGGCGCGGCAAAUUGAUUGGGCUACAGGCUGGCAAGAAUACAAGAAGCACUUGUUUCACGGGUAUGUUCUAGCGCUGACCCAGCCCGGUAUGCAGUCCCAAGAGAAUAUUUGGGAUUUGGUAGGGCGUUUCAUCCCUGCGAUUGUGGACCAUUCUGUAAUUGAGCUUUUAGAACAGUUAUAG
Messenger RNA from Diaporthe batatas, 1104 nucleotides. RefSeq lists its product as uncharacterized. NCBI's taxonomy places the organism in Eukaryota, Fungi, Ascomycota, Sordariomycetes, Diaporthales, Diaporthaceae. The record is from RefSeq and is a predicted model, not a curated record. The coding region runs from base 1 to 1104 and encodes 367 amino acids. The transcript has a single exon.